GGCUCUCUCUCUACCGUCCGCUCCAUCGUGCCCACCCUCUAUCCUGCAUCGUCGCCCCCUCCACCCUCUGCACUUAUCCCUCCACUUAAGAUUGCCCUCGCAACAGCCGCUUACCAUGGCCAGGCAGAUGUUCUUCGAUAUCUCCUUGCUUCUCCACAAUGCUCUGCUUCGCAUACUCCCUGGUCCCCUUCGUUCCAGAACUCCCCUUCCUCUCUCCCAGAAGAAUGGCAAAUGGCAACCUAUCCUGAUUUAGUUGUCAAACGCGCCAUCAGCUCUUCGUCUACGUCUGUGGUGCGAGCAUUGUUGGACGCAGGCAUGCCCGUAGAUUAUAACAUCGAGAAGAUUGGCGCGCCGUUAUGUCACGCCAUCACACUCCAGAACUUAGAGAGUGUCAAAUUUCUACUGGAGGAGGGAGCUGACGUGAAUGGCAUCCUCUGGAUCCCACCCUGGAGUUUCCUGGCACACGCAGCUACGCUUCCUUCUAUUGACAUCCUCAACGCGUUGCUGGAUCAUGGCGCGAAGCUGCCUGGUUCUAUUGCUCUGAGGGCGGCUGCCCAGGUGGGGAAUAUCAAGAUGGCUGAGGUUUUACUGGAGAGGGGGAUGGACGUAAAUGUGCUGGACCGAUGGAACAUGACUGAUCAGCCAGAUGAUUUCAUCGGUACGCCUCUACAUGGGGCUGUGGUAGAUGGGGGGGCAAGGGCGGAUAUAAAAGACGGUGAGGGGAAAACGGCGAGGGAUAUUGCGGAGAUGGGAGAGAGGGUGGAGAUUAUGAAAAUACUAGAUGAAGUGAAGUAG
Molecule: messenger RNA, 795 nt
Organism: Clonostachys rhizophaga
Lineage: Eukaryota; Fungi; Ascomycota; Sordariomycetes; Hypocreales; Bionectriaceae
Source: the annotation of a GenBank genome assembly